Verticillium alfalfae VaMs.102 is the source of this 2124-nucleotide messenger RNA. Its product is annotated as dipeptidyl-peptidase. Gene Ontology annotation, biological process: proteolysis. Gene Ontology annotation, molecular function: dipeptidyl-peptidase activity; metalloexopeptidase activity. The transcript has 3 exons. Gene Ontology annotation, cellular component: cytoplasm. Bases 1 to 2124 code for a protein of 707 amino acids. Lineage: Eukaryota; Fungi; Ascomycota; Sordariomycetes; Glomerellales; Plectosphaerellaceae. The record is from RefSeq and is a predicted model, not a curated record.
AUGAACACCCAGGAACUCGCGCAGUACCUGGCUGACGCCCCUCCCAGCGUCGUGAGACUCGAGAUUGAGAAGCAUUUUGAGCCUUUGACCGACAAGCAGAAGCGUUAUGCUCACUUCAUCAGCAGAGCAUCUCUCGCUGGUAACCGCAUUGUCCUUAGACAAGUUUCGCCUGAAUCGGAGGCCAUCUAUGACUUGAUUAUCAGUCUGCACAGCUCGUCUGGCGGCGACUGGGAGGCCCUCGGCAAGAAGGCUGGAAUCAAUGAGACCCAACUGACGCAGUUCCUCGAGUACGCUGCUCAGUUCCUUGGCAACAGCGGCAACUAUAAGAGCUUCGGCGACUCCAAGUUUCUUCCGAGAUGCGACGAAAGCACCUUCGUCGCGUUGGCGAAGACCAGCUCCAAGGCCGAGGCUUUCUACAAGGCUACCAAUGGCGGCAUCUUCAGCGCUGACAAGCCUGGCCUGCUGCACCUUGGCUUCCCAGACAAGGGGCAUCUGACGACAUAUUACCCUGAUUCCCCAGACAUUACUCAGUCUGAGAUUGAAGCUGUCUCGGCAUGGAUGGAGAAGAAGGGUCUGUUGCCCGAAAACAACCGUCUUCGCAAGGCCAAGGACGGCAACUUCGAGCUCCUCAUCGCCUCGGCUGUCACCAGUAUCCCCAAUGAGGGCGGUGAUAUUGGCAAGGACACUCAAUUCACCGUGGAGGACGGCCUACUGAAGGGCAAGACAAUCAAGCUUGUCUAUGGCGAUUACGCUGCCGAGAUGAAGGCUAUUUCCGAAUAUAUCACCAAGGCCGGCGAGAACAGCGACAACGAGACGCAGGCAAAGAUGCAUGCCGCCUACGCCAAGUCGUUCCAUGAUGGAUCUCUCGUAUCAUUCCUGGAGAGUCAGAGGCAGUGGAUUCGUGACAAGGGCCCAUGGUCGAGUCGAACAUUGGCUUCAUCGAGACAUACCGAGACCCGGCUGGCAUCCGAGGGUGAAUGGGAGGGUUUCGCAGCAGUCGUCAACCUGGAGCGAACUCGGGCCUUCGGCGAACUCGUCAGUUCUGCCCCGGCUCUGAUUCCACUCCUCCCGUGGAGCAAGGAGUUCGAGAAGGAUAAGUUCCUCUCGCCGGAUUUCACUUCUUUGGAAGUCCUGACUUUCAGUGGAUCCGGAAUCCCCGCAGGUAUCAACAUUCCUAACUACGAUCUCAUCCGUCAAAGCGAGGGAUUCAAGAAUGUGUCUCUUGGCAACGUUCUCAGCGCCAAGGCCCCGAACGAGAAGAUUCCGUUCAUCUCCGAAGCCGAUCUUGCUGUUUACCAGAAAUACCGGGACCCUGCCUUCGAGGUUCAGGUUGGUCUGCAUGAGCUUACGGGCCAUGGAUGUGGCAAGCUCCUCCAGGAGACUUCGCCCGGUACCUUCAACUUCGACAAGGAGAAUCCUCCCAUCAGCCCCCUGACCAACAAGCCUGUAACGACUUGGUACAAGCCCGGCCAGACAUGGGGUUCUGUUUUUGGCAGCCUUGCUGCCUCUUACGAGGAAUGCCGAGCUGAGCUUGUGGCCAUGUACCUUGGCUGCGAGUUUUCUGCGCUCAAAAUCUUUGGCUUUGGUGAUGGGAGCGUUGACAUGGAUGGCGAGGCUGGUGACGUCCUGUAUGCCGCCUAUCUGUCGAUGGCGCGCGCUGGCCUGGUAUCUCUUGAGAUGUGGGAUCCUCGCAGCCAGAAAUGGGGCCAAGCUCACUCGCAAGCCCGCUUCUCCAUUCUGCAGUGUUUCCUCCAGGCCGGAGACGAUUUCUGUGUGCUGGAUUACAAGAAGGACGACCUUACCGAUCUGGAGAUCAAGCUGGACAGGUCCAAGAUUCUGACUACCGGCCGUGAUGCUGUCGGCAAAUAUCUCCAGAAGAUCCACAUUUAUAAGGCAACCGCCGACGUCGAGGCGGGCACUGCCUUCUACAAAGAGAUGACCAAUGUCGACAUGGACUUCUGGGGCACCAAGCUCCGGAACGUUGUCCUGCAGAACAAGCAGCCGCGUAAGGUUUUCGUCCAAGCCAACACAUAUCUCGAUGAGGCGACAGGCAAGGUUAGCCUGAAGCACUACGAAGCAUCCCCGGCGGGCAUGAUUCAGAGCUGGGCGGAUCGCGAGGCCUGA